AUGAAAGAGGCAGUUCAAGGGAAGCAGCUGGUAUGGCUGGUAACAGGUGCAUCAACAGGUCUUGGUCUUGCCCUUGUCAAGCGCAUCCUGGCUCGAGGCGACUGCGUCAUAGCGACUGCGCGCACACCGUCCAAGUUUGUGGGCCAAAUCGAGGGCCCUCAUGCAGAUCGCCUGUAUACACUUGCCCUGGAUGUUACAUCGUCCUUUGAAGACAUACAGCGGACUAUGGAUAUGGCGGUCCAGAAAUAUGGUCGGGUGGAUGUACUGGUGAACAACGCUGGCACCUCAGACCAAAUUGGUCCCGGAGAAGAGAUCGGAGUAGAUACGUUUCAUAACGUGCUGGACGCGAAUCUCUACGGAGUGGUGAAUUGCACAAAUGCGAUACUCCCACAUAUGCGCGCGAGAAAAGAGGGGACUAUCAUCAUCGUCGGUUCAAGAUCGGCUUAUCGAGCGGAUGCUCCGGGUUUAACUGCUUAUAGCGCGUCGAAAGCCGCCGUACAUGCUUAUGGGGAGACCUUAGCUGUUGAAGUCAAGCCCAUGAACAUUCGCGUCUCCAUUGUCGUCCCUGGUACCUUUAGGACUGAUUUCAACAAGCCUAACGUUGUAUCCCCCAAGAUUGAAGAAUACACGUACUUCCACGAAGCGGCGAGGGAGUUCGUACGCACUAUAAGCGAGAACCCCUUUGCUAGUGAGCCGGAAAAGGGAAUGGAUGUUGUCGUUGAUGUUGUUAGAGGAGAGGGUCGUGCUGCGGGCCGUAGCGGGUGGCCCUUAUGGCUGGUGCUGGGCGACGACUCGCUAAAUGAUGUAAAGAAGAGGCUACAUACUCUGGAGCAAACAUUGGAAUCAUGGGGUGAUCUGGGCGCGGGAUUAUCUUCAGAAAAUAGAGAUGUAGCCACAUCGGCCUAA
Molecule: messenger RNA, 906 nt
Organism: Peniophora sp. CBMAI 1063
Lineage: Eukaryota; Fungi; Basidiomycota; Agaricomycetes; Russulales; Peniophoraceae
Source: the annotation of a GenBank genome assembly